This is a messenger RNA of Peromyscus leucopus (white-footed mouse), 1084 nucleotides long. Its product is annotated as non-histone chromosomal protein HMG-14-like. The transcript has a single exon. NCBI's taxonomy places the organism in Eukaryota, Metazoa, Chordata, Mammalia, Rodentia, Cricetidae. The record is from RefSeq and is a predicted model, not a curated record. Bases 23 to 316 code for a protein of 97 amino acids. Gene Ontology annotation, molecular function: nucleosomal DNA binding. Gene Ontology annotation, biological process: chromatin organization. Gene Ontology annotation, cellular component: chromatin; nucleus.
CCUCCCACCCAGCGCCGCCACGAUGCCCAAAAGGAAGGUUAGCGCGGACGGAGUGGCGAAGGCAGAGCCCAAGCGGCGCUCGGCGAGGCUGUCGGCCAAGCCCGCCCCUGCCAAGGUGGACGCGAAGCUGAAGAAAUCCGCGGGAAAGGAUAAACCAUCAGACAAAAAAGUGCAAACAAAAGGGAAGAGGGGAGCAAAGGGCAAACAGGCGGAGGUGGCUGACCAGCAAACCACAGAUGUGCCUGCAGAAAAUGGAGAGGCUGAGAACCAGAGUCCAGCCUCUGAAGUCGAAGAGAAAGAAGCCAAGUCCGACUAACCAUCCAUCGUGUCUGUCAGUGUCCCCGCCUCCCUUCUUGUACAAUCCAGAGGAAUAUUUUUAUCAACUAUUUUGUAAAUGCGAGUUUUUUAGUAGCUCUAGAAACAUUUUUAAAGGGUGGGAGGAAGUCCCACCUCAUCCCAUUUUUUAAGUGUAAAUGAUUUUUUUAGAGGUUAAAUCACUUGCUGGUUGUUUAUUUUUUGGUACAACCAGAAAAUAGCAGGAUACUGAAUCAGGAGAGGCUGUGACUGUCUCGGGGGUCACCAUAACAUUCCGUAGAGGGGGCUAGUUUUAUAUCUUACAACACAAAGCAUACUUGGAGUCUUGGUCGUGCAUUUGUGUCUGGAAUAUUUUCAGUUAUUUCUGGUCUCGUGUUUCUAGUAGAACUGUAUCCUAAAAAACCACUCCUCGGUCCUUGCCCUGUCAGAACUGUCUCUGGUCAUGGCAGUCCAUUUUCCUAACAGUUGUGAUAAUGUGCUGUGAAAGAUUGAAAUUUUGAAUAUGUACUGUAUGUGGCAUAAAAUUGUGAGUCAGUGGAAUUAAGGAUUGUGAGCAUUUGAUUGUUAUGUGAGGUCUUAGGGAAAACUUGCCAAGCUUAGGAUGGAAAAUCACUGGAAUAAGUUCAAAGAAAAACAAUACAUGGCUCUUUUGGGUACGUGAACACAAUGUAUGACUCUUAGAGUUUGGGUCCAUGUUCUAAGAAUUGAAAUGUCUGUGUACUCAACCAAUAAAGUCUCAGUUGUGAAAGAGUAAAAAAAAAAAAAAAAA